AUCCUGGCAGGAGCAGCUCCAGUACUGUAACUGGAAGAACCAUUGAGCUGCGCUCUCGUUUUCUAGGGGGAAGAAGAAAAACAAGCACAGAACGGAGCGGAAGUGCAUAGAGUUGGGGAACGGCUUUACGUGCUUGUUUUGCUCGAGGCGGGAGAGCGCUAGAUAAAUGAUGGCUUCGGCUCCUAACAUUGAUGUGGACGCCACUCAGCACCUGAGGGAUAUUCUGAAGCUGGAUCGUCCCGGAGAGCCUGUAAAUGAAAAUUGUCGAAAGUCAAGCUCUUUUAAUGGAGAACUGAAUGGCUUCAUUUCUGAUCCUGUAGCACACCCAGAUGCCACCAGUGUUGAUGCUACCUUGCUGGACAAUUCUCUUCGGAAUGUUCAGAUGCCAUUUUCUGAGAAGCAAGUGAUCUGCCUUUCUGGGGGUGACUCUCCUCCUUGCAUUGAGAUCGUAGGCAACGAUGUUGAAAUUGUGGCUAGUAGUGAUUCAAAUAUUUGUAGCAAAGCAAGAGGAAGCAACAAGGUGAAAAUACAGCCUGUGGCAAAAUAUGACUGGGAACAGAAAUAUUACAAUGGAAACCUGAUCGCUGUGUCUAAUGCUUACCUUGCAUAUGCUACACGAGGUUCCAACGCAACAGCUAUGAUAAGAGUUCUAAGCAUCACCACAGCAGAACGAAUAUUGCUAAAAGGAAUUACUGGUAGCGUUACAGACUUGGCGUUCGCUCACCUCAACUCAGACCUGCUGGCCUGUUUGGAUGAAGCAGGAAGUCUCUUUGUAUGGCGGCUCACCAUGGAGAAUGGAAAAAUAAUAGACGAGAUUGUUGUACACAUAAGAAGACCAGACCACACUCCCUUAAAUAAUAACCGCAGGAUAAUUUGGUGCCCUUACAUACCUGAAGAAAAUGAGGAAAAUUUGUCAGAGGAUUCUAGCCAGACUCUUGCAUUAUUGCAUGAAGAUAUGGCUGAAGUCUGGGACCUGGACAUCGUAAGAGCAAACCACAGUUCAUGGCCUACUCUUAUAAGUGACAUCAAGGAAGGAUUCAUAUCUGUGACUGGACAUUCUGGUUGUUUAAGUGAAGGAGCUCUAUCUCCUGAUGGAACAGUUUUGGCAACUGCCAGCCAUGAUGGUUACGUGAAAUUUUGGCAGAUUUAUAUUGAAGGGCAGGAUCAACCUAGGUGUCUCCACGAGUGGAAGCCUCAUAAUGGAAGACCGGUGUCUUGUCUAUUAUUCUGUGAUAACCAUAAGAAACAAGAUCCUGAUGUUCCAUUUUGGAGAUUUCUCAUUACAGGAGCUGACCAGAAUAGACAAAUUAAGAUGUGGUGCACCGUUUCUUGGACAUGCCUACAGACAAUUAGGUUUUCCCCAGACCCAUUUAGUUCCAGUGCCUUACCGGGAUUAAAAGCUUCCCUGGAUUUGUCUGCAGAGUUCCUGAUACUUACUGAUGUUCACAGAAAAGUAUUAUAUGUAAUGGAGCUACACCAGAAUCAGGAGAAUGGAAAAGCUGCCUUCACCUCCAUUUCAGAAUUUUUGCUUACUCAUCCUGUUCUGAGUUUUGGAAUACAAGAUGUUAGCCAUUGCCGUCUUCAACAUACAGAAGGUCUUCCUUCAGAAGUAGAAAGCGACAAUGUCAGUGGAGAUGAUGCACUGGAGAUAGAUGAAGAAGACUCUGCUGUUCUUAUAAAGCUCUUCUGUGUACACACAAAGGCUCUGCAGGAUGUACAGAUAAGGUUUAAACCUCACCAGGGACCCACAUCAGUAUCGGCUGCCCUUUCUUCAAAAGACCAACGUGAAGAGUUUGCUACUCCUGAUCAAAUAAUUGAUGUUGGAACUGAACGGCUGCCUAUUUCAGAAGCGCUUCAUGAAUCUCAGUCUGAUAGUCUCAGAAACACCACAGAUUUCUUGUUGCUGUCAACAGACCCAAAACCUAAACUGAUGACACCUGAUGCUUUUAUGAUGCCCAGUGUCACCGUGCAACAGAUUGUCUCCUCCUCUUCCACAAGUCUUGGUUCACUCACGUCAGUCACUCCUCUAAAUAAUGUCUCAACCAGUGAUGUGUCUGUCUCCAGGUCUGGUGAUGAACUUAGUCCAAAGCUAAAGAUGGAGAAUAGCAUAAGUGGUUGUAUAAGUGGAUCAAGUGGUGGAAGCUUUCAAGCUCCUUCAAGAACAUCUGCAGUACUUAUUCCAGGACUGUCUGACUCCCUUUCACCUAGAUCAGUUGUUCAGGUUACUACAUCUAACCUUCCCAUAGAACUUCAAAGUUUGGAACCCCUGGUUGUACCCCAGUCUUCACCUACCCGUGAACGAUCUCCUGAUGUCAUAUCAAGUGCUUCCACGGUCAUGUCCCAAGAUAUUCCAGAAAUUGCCUCUGAGACACUACAGAGAAAUUAUCCAUCAUCUAUAUCGGUCGGUGUUGUCAAGGAAGAGAAUUGUCCAUCAAGUCAAGCACCAAGCAUGAGCUCUGCGGCCUCCGCUCUACAGCUUCUAUCAACUCGCAGCCGUAAUACAUCUGAGCUUGGUUUAAGGCCACUAGAGUUUCCGCCUUCCAUGUCUGAUAGUGAGCUGAUCAGUUCUCCAUGUCUAGAAAUUUCAAACCAUAAGGAUAAGAAAGAGGAAGUUAUUUCUCAGCCAUGGCCAGCAGCACCUGAUAUAACAAGAGAAACCAAAAGCAGUUUAAUAGAAAGUGACCGUGAUGAUGAAGUGAACGCAUUCGCAACCCCUAUAAAUAGUUUUGGAGGAAAGGGACAAAGUCCACGUUUACUUAUGAAGGACUGGAAUACCCAAGUAUCACCCCAUUCUUCCCCAAAACCUUACAAGAAGUCCAUGAAAGAUGACAUAGACCUACCAUUGUCGCCAAAAAAAACUGAAAACCAAGCAAACUUCGAACAUGGGGAACUGAUGUCACUACUGUACAUUCAACAAAGGGAACUUUCAGAGCUUCGACAAAACCAGAUAGAACUUAUGCAGAGACUCAGUAAUCAUUUGGAUUCAGUUCAAAGUUCAAUCAUGGGCCAUGUCGAACGUGUCAUGGAAUCUCAACAGCAACAAGAACAAAGGAGAUUAGAAAGAAUCCUAAGUGACGGACAACAGAGAAAUGGUCAACUACAGGAAUACCUUUCACAACAGCUUUCUCAUUCACUUUCUAGCCCACUCUGCAAUAGACUUGAUAAAACUGUCCGAGAAGAGUUUAAGAAGUCCGUUCCUCAGUGCAUCAGUAAGAGUCUGGAUCCAGUCACAGGGCAACUUAGUAGCACAAUUGGGACAAAACUGACUUCUAUUGAGGCGUCGCUAAAGGAAAACAUUGCCAAGAUGGUGAAAUCCAAGAACAUUACAGAUGCUAUUGGGCGAGCAGUUGCUGAUGCCCUUCAUGUACAAAUUCAUACAGCCUACAGAGAAGCCUUCCAGAAUACCGUGCUUCCAGCGUUUGAGAAGGGUUGUCAGUCUAUGUUCCAGCAAAUAAACGGCAGCUUCAAGCAAGGCACCCAAGAGUAUAUGCAGCAAUUGGAAAGUCACCUUCAGACAAAAAAAGCAAAUGAACAAGAAAUAAGAGAGCCCCUGGUGGCACAACUACAGCAGCUCAUAGAUUCUCUCCAAUCUACGACUGACCAGCUCUCUUCAAGCCUGAGUGGAAACGUAAGAUCUGAAGUACAGCAGCAAUUACACGUAGUUGUAGCAACUAUGCAAGACUCUAUCCUUUCUCAGGUGCAAAGAAUUAUCAAAGAAGAAGUAAAUCAUGCGAUGAAGGAACAGCAGGCAGUAGUUACAUCAAGCAUUAUGCAUGCUAUGAGAUCUGCGGCAGGGACACCUAUUCCUUCUUCCCAUCUUGAUUAUCAGUCACAACAGACACACAUCAUGCAGCUACUUCAACAAGGUCACCUUAACCAAGCUUUUCAGCAGGCUCUAACAGCUUCAGAUCUAAAUUUGAUCCUUUAUGUUUGUGAGACAGUGGUCCAGCAAGUAUUUGGUCAGCAUCCCUGCCCUCUUACUCAACCUGUUCUGCUGUCUCUCAUCCAGCAGCUAUCUUUUGACCUUUGUACUCGUACUGAACUCAAACUUAGCUACUUGGAAGAAGCUGUAAUGCAUCUUGAUCACAGCGACCCUGUAACAAGAGAUCACAUGGGAAGCAUCAUCAGUCAAGUGCGGCAGAAACUCUUUCAGUUCUUGCAGGUGGAGCCUCAUACCUCCUUACAUAAGUCUGCAAGACGACUGAUGAUCAUGCUUCAGGGGCUUGUCACCUCGGUAAACUAGACUCCUUCCAGUCAUGUACAGGCUCUCUACAACUCAACUGAUUGUAAAUCUUCAAACAAACUGUGCCUGCUUUGCUCAGCAUACAGUGGGGAAACAUCCUUGUAAUAGUGGCAAGAAAGAAAGGCCACCAAUUCUUAUUAGUUCUACUUAGUUAAUCGUUGAAUAUCUUUAUUGGCUGAGUUUUAAAAUGUUUUUUGGAUUCCUUUCCUUUAUUGUAAAAUUGCAAAAAGAAAAAAAAAAAAACACGCAUAUUUACAUAUUUGUGUUUUUAGAUUAUGUGAAAGAUAUAUCAAAUAAAUUUUCAUUCUUG
This is a messenger RNA of Hyla sarda, 4553 nucleotides long. It is a transcript of the gene EDC4, whose product is annotated as enhancer of mRNA decapping 4. Gene Ontology annotation, cellular component: P-body. The record is from RefSeq and is a predicted model, not a curated record. Gene Ontology annotation, molecular function: protein binding. NCBI's taxonomy places the organism in Eukaryota, Metazoa, Chordata, Amphibia, Anura, Hylidae. Gene Ontology annotation, biological process: deadenylation-independent decapping of nuclear-transcribed mRNA.